Molecule: messenger RNA, 4014 nt
Organism: Sphaeroforma arctica JP610
Lineage: Eukaryota; Ichthyosporea; Ichthyophonida
Exons: 24
Biological process (GO): microtubule-based movement
Cellular component (GO): dynein complex
Molecular function (GO): dynein intermediate chain binding; dynein light intermediate chain binding; ATP hydrolysis activity
Source: RefSeq, a predicted model, not a curated record
GUGUUCGCAGACGAGGCUACGGCCUGGGAGGAGAAGCUCAACCGCAUGCACGCAAUGCUCGACGUGUGGGUAGACGUACAGCGCACUUGGGUCUACCUACACGGCAUCUUCAGCGGCUCGGCUGACAUCCAACACCUGCUGCCGCAGGAGAGCAACCGCUUCUCCAACAUCAGCGCAGAGUUCCUGCAGUUUAUGAAGCGUGUGGCAAAGCACCCGGUCCUAGUCGAGGUGUUGAGCUUCCCCAAUGUGCAGAAACAACUGGAGCGGUUUGGUGAGCUGCUGGACAAGGUGCAGCAUGCGUUGGGUGAGUAUCUGGAGAGAGAACGGAGUGCUUUCCCGCGCUUUUACUUUGUGGGCGAUGAGGAGUUGUUGGAAGUCAUUGGCAACGGCCGUGACGUAGGCAAAAUCCAGAAGAGCUUCAAGAAAAUGUUCACUGGCAUCCACGCCGUUUCAUUGGAUGAGAGCGAUAGUUCUAUCUUGGGAAUGGUGUCGAAAGAAGGCGAGCAAAUCAGCUUCCUCCAGGCCGUGGAUUUGUCGACGAGCCCUCGCAUCAACGAGUGGUUGGGCGAUGUGGAGGUGCAGAUGCGCAACGCACUCGCCGCACUGCUGACUCAUUCACUGGACGGCAUGCAACGCAUGGACACAGCCCAAUUCCACCUGCCCAUGUUCCUGCAGUUGGUAAUAGUCUACCAUAUAAGCAUACCUACCAAGUGUUGUGUUCGUAGGUACCACCUACCAACAAAGAGUUGUUGUCUACAGGCGGGCAGUGAUCUGAAAGAGGUCGUCAGCAGUCUGGAGGCCAAACUCGAAGGGUUGGCUAGUACCAUUCUGGUGCCACAGGAACCACGACGCCGCCGUAAAAUCGAGAACAUCAUCACAGAGCUGGUGCACAAGCGUGACGUGACGCGUGAGUUGGCCAAUAACAAGGUGGCAGACAUCACGUCAUUUGAUUGGCUGCAGCAAAUGCGCUUCUACCACGACACACAACAGGAGCCAACGAAACAGCUCACAAUUAGCAUUGCCGACGCUACGUUCUUCUAUGGCUUUGAAUAUCUUGGCGUGGUAGACAAGCUAGUGCAGACGCCUCUGACAGACCGCAUGUACCUGACCAUGACUCAAGCCCUGAAAAAUCGGUUGGGUGGGUCACCUUUUGGACCGGCAGGCACCGGAAAGACUGAGUCGGUGAAGGCUCUGGGCACACAGUUGGGACGCUUUGUGCUAGUUUUCAACUGUGACGAUAAGUUUGACUUCCAGGCAAUGGGCAGGAUCUUUGUGGGACUGUGCCAGGUGGGUGCGUGGGGCUGCUUUGACGAGUUCAAUCGACUGGAGGAGCGCAUUCUGUCGGCUGUGUCUCAGCAGAUACAGCACAUUCAAAUGACUCUGCGCGACUCCACCAAGGGCGAGAGUAUGGAGACGACCCUCAUGGGCAAGCCAAUCAAAAUCAACCCUGACAUGGCCAUCUUUGUGACCAUGAAUCCUGGCUAUGCAGGACGCUCUAACCUGCCAGACAAUCUCAAGGCACUCUUCAGACCACUGGCAAUGACUGUGCCCGACAGGCAGCUUAUUGCCCAGGUAGAGCUAGCAAACGACCUCGAUGAACAGGCCGUAAUCAUCCAGAGCGUAUGUGAGACCAUGGUGCCCAAGUUGGUUGCUGAGGACAUUCCGCUGCUGUUCAGUCUACUCCAGGAUGUGUUCCCUGGUGUGGCCCAUCUGCCUGCACCGCUCGAGUUGCUGCACGCAGCCAUUAGGGAGGAGUGCGCCGAACGCCACCUGGAAGCGACCCCGCUGUUCAUCGACAAGAUUGUGCAACUGUACCAGAUCCAAGCCAUCCACCACGGCGUGAUGUUGGUAGGUAGCUCUGGCAGCGGCAAGUCGUGUGCGUGGGAGAUCUUGCUGCGUGCGUUAGAGCGUGUGGAUGGACAGGAGGGUGUGAGUUAUGUCAUCGAUCCAAAGGCCAUCUCUAAGGAGGCGCUGUACGGCUCACUCGACUCCACCACACGCGAGUGGACGGACGGGCUGUUCACGGGCACCAUGCGCAAGAUCGUAGACAAUGUGCGUAAUGAGGUGGCUCAACGGCAUUGGAUUGUGCUGGAUGGCGACGUUGACCCUGAGUGGGUGGAGAACCUCAACAGUGUGCUGGACGACAACAAAAUCCUCACUCUGCCCAACGGUGAACGUCUGGCACUGCCCCAGAACGUUAAGAUCAUGUUCGAGGUGGAGAAUCUCAACUCAGCCACACCCGCCACUGUGUCGCGGUGUGGCAUGGUGUGGUUCAGCAACGACACCGUCACAGCCGACAUGCUGUGCGCUCAUUACAUCAACCGCCUGCGCUGCCAACCCCUGCCAGCCGACGAAUUGGAUGUGUUUGAGGGUGAUCCUAAGACGCUGUUGCGAUACCAGGACCAGUGUGCGGGUCUGCUGCACCCGUACUUUGCGCCAGAGGGCUUUGUAUUGGCCUGUCUGCAUGAGGCGAGCACCAUGCCACAUGUCAUGCAGUUCACAGACCUGCGCGUGCUCAACGCACUCUUCUCUAUGCUGGACAAGGGUAUUCGUAACGUGCUCAAGUACAACACGCGCAAUGAAGACCUGCCGAUGGAUACGAUGACCAUGGAGAAGUACAUCACCAAGUAUCUCAUCUACGCUAUUGUGUGGAGUUUCACAGGCAGUGCGUCGCUCGACAGUCGACGCGCACUGGGCGAGUUCAUCCGCCGGUCAACGACUGUAGAAAUGCCCUCGAAUUCGGACCGGUCCAUAAUUGACUUUGAGGUGAACCUAGAGAGUGGAGAGUGGCAGACCUGGGCCGCCAAGGUCCCCACCAUCGAAGUGGAAACUCACAAGGUGGGUGCGCCAGAUGUGGUGAUCCCCACCAUAGACACCGUGCGCCAUGAAGAGUUGCUGUACACGUGGUUGGCCGAUCACAAGCCAGUGGUGCUGUGUGGCCCACCUGGCAGUGGCAAGACCAUGACGUUGUUCAGUGCGUUGCGCUCGCUGACGGAUAUGGAAGUGGUAGGUAUCAACUUUUCAUCGGCAACGAGUCCCGAGCUGUUGCUGAAGACCUUCGACCGCUACUGUGAGUACAAACGGACGUCCACCGGCACAGUGCUGUCACCCAUUCAACCGGGUAAGUGGCUGGUGCUGUUCUGCGACGAAAUCAAUCUGCCCGACACCGACGCCUACGGCACACAGCGAGUGAUUGCGUUCCUGCGCCAAAUGGUAGAGAGAGGGGGCUUUUGGAGGCCUAAUACGCACACCUGGGUGCAACUGGAACGCGUGCAGUUUGUGGGCGCAUGUAAUCCCCCCACUGACCCUGGGCGAAAGCCGCUGUCUCUGCGGUUUACUAGGCACGUGCCCGUGGUGCUGGUUGAUUAUCCAGGAGAGGAGUCGCUCAAGCAGAUCUACCGCACCUUCAACCGAGCACUGCUGCGACUGUUCCCUCACCUCAGAGCGUACGCAGAGAAUGUCACAGACGCAAUGGUACAGAUGUACCUGGAAUCACAGCAGCACUUCACAGUCGACGACCAGCCCCACUAUGUCUACUCGCCUCGAGAGCUGACUCGGUGGGUACGUGGUGUGUAUAAGGCCAUUAAGCACGUGGACAACCUGAGUGUGGAGAUGCUUGUGCGCGUGUGGGCUCAUGAGGCCCUGCGGCUGUUCCAGGAUCGGUUGCUAACGGACACUGAGCGCGAGUGGACGGAUAACAAGAUCGACGAGAUAGCCGCCAAGUGGUUCAACGACUGCGAUGUCAAGGUGUUCUAUGAGGAAGAGUUGGAUGUGCCUCUGGUGCUGUUUAACGAAGUGCUUGAUCACGUGCUGCGCAUUGACCGCGUCUUCCGUCAGCCGCAGGGCCAUCUGUUGCUCAUUGGCGUCAGUGGGUCUGGCAAGACCACACUCACGCGCUUUGUGGCGUGGAUUAACGGACUGAGUAUCUUCCAGGUUAAGGUUAAGGUGUGUGCAUGUGUGGGCUAUGUGCUGUGUGUGGAGUGUGGGCUGUCGGCCCUGCGUGAAGCGUGUUAA